Dibothriocephalus latus is the source of this 423-nucleotide messenger RNA. NCBI's taxonomy places the organism in Eukaryota, Metazoa, Platyhelminthes, Cestoda, Diphyllobothriidea, Diphyllobothriidae. The record is from the annotation of a GenBank genome assembly.
AUGGAUGAACUGACAAUCAACGUAUCCGACCUCCUUCCGGAUGUUAUUUCGGGCAACGGGUUCCCAGAGCCUCGAUAUCUUAACUCUCUACCGACCCCAAGGAACGAUCCUGGAGCUGAUGCCCUAGUGCUAAAUGAGCUUAAAACCUUUGCUAGGCGAUCAAAUACCCUUAUCGUUGUGGACUUCAAUGCACCUACCAUCAUUUGGAGCUCCUCCUUAGCCGAUUGCCCUGAAUCGGCAUUCGACUACAAGCUCCUGCACGUCACAUUUCCCACAAGAAUUCUUGACGGCCAGCGGAUGAACAGCCUCGAUCUUGUGCUCACUAAGUCACCUGAAAAUAUUGACAUUGCUGUGGAGGAGGGCGAACCAUUGGAACCGAAGACAGAACCUGUGAAGGUGACAUCUGCUGACGCGUCCUCGUGA